CAACUGUCAGUGUUUGUUUUCGGCAUUUAUUUUUCUUGUGUACUCAUCGCACUUAACUGUCUUCUAAUAAUUUAUUUCGCAACUGAAAACUUUCUAAUAUUAUGAUACAUAAUGGACGCUGUAUUUGAUAUAUGUUAUUUAGCAACAGAUGGUAACAACAUUGAGCCUGAUGAUAUUCCUAAGACAAAGGAUUACGUUUGGGUCUUGGGUAAAAAAUAUAGUGCUAUUCAAGACUUGGAUCGUAUCAGACGGGACAUAACAUCCAUAAUAUGGUGUACAUAUCGAAAAGGGUUUGUACCUAUAGGAGACGAAGGACUGACAUCAGAUAAAGGUUGGGGUUGCAUGUUGCGCUGCGGACAGAUGGUCCUUGGAGUAGCCCUCGUCAGAAUACACUUAGCUUCAGAUUGGGUGUGGACCCCAGAAACAAGGGAUCCUACUUAUCUGAAAAUAGUUCAAAGAUUUGAAGAAAGAAAACAAGCUCCAUACUCAAUCCACCAAGUGGCACUGAUGGGGGCAUCCGAGGGCAAAGAAGUCGGACAGUGGUUUGGCCCAAACACAGUAGCACAAGUUCUGAAGAAAUUGGUGGUGUAUGACAAAUGGAGCUCACUUGUGAUACAUGUGGCUUUAGAUAAUACUGUUGUUACUGAAGACAUAUUACAACAAUGUGUAGUCAAGAAUGACAGAGGGGACUGCUCAAGCUCUCCGGACAGUGUAGUUACCGACUGGAUGCCUUUGUUAUUGAUUGUGCCUUUAAGACUUGGCCUCAGUGAAAUAAACCCAGUUUAUAUUGAAGGACUGAAGAUAUGCUUCCAAUCACCACAGUCUAUUGGUGUGAUAGGUGGCAAACCCAACCAAGCUCUGUACCUGAUAGGAUGUGUGGCAGAUGAAGUGAUAUACUUAGACCCACACACUACCCAGCGCUCAGGACUAGUUGAAACCAAAAUUACUGAUGACCAAAAAGAGAUGGACUGCUCUUACCACUGCAAAUAUGCAUCGCGUAUCCCAAUGCUUGCAAUGGAUCCUUCAGUGGCCGUGUGUUUCCUGUGUAGAACAAGAAGUGACUUUGAUGAAUUGUGUGCCACAAUACAGCAAAAGCUGAUGAAGGAGACUCAACCCCUUUUCGAAUUAUGUGAGAAGAGACCGUCACACUGGGGCCCCAGCACUGCUGAUAUAGAUUUACAAAACACAAGCCUAUUUACUGAAUUUGAAGAUGUGGACCGUCAAUUUGAUGAUUCAGAUGAAGAAUUUGAAAUUCUAUGAGAGGAGUCUGAUAUACAUGUAGAAGAAUAUAAUACUUGGAGUUUUACAAGAAUAAAAUCACAAGGACUUGAUAUUACUAUGGUAGAGUAAUAAUAGGCUAGUUAUAUUGUCGCCAUCUAGCGUAAGCUUUUUAAGUUUUUAUAAACUUAGCUUAGUUCCCAGAAAGCCGCAUAAUUUAUUUGUAAUAAAUGAAUUCAUAAUUAUGAAGUUUGGAUUCGCGUAUUGCAGUGCCUUGAAUUUUUUUUCUGUAAAAUUGUAAAAUAUUGCAAACUUGUCAUAUGUACUGCCAUUCCUUGAAACAUUUAUUUUACAGAACGCAUUUCAAUUAGAAGCACUACCAUCAGUUUUAACAUUGACAUAUUCACUCACGUUUAAGUAACUUACUUUCUAUGCAUCUCGCUCGUACUCGCAUAUUAGUGCAAGCGAGAUGUAUAGAAAGUAAUUUACGUAGACGCGAGUUAAUCUGUCAAUGUCAAAACUGGUGGUAGCCGUAUAGGUAGGGUAAACUUUACAGUCCACCCCGCCUCCCUCACUCUUAAUGACCCCUUAAUUAUUUUAAGUGGGCGUUCAGACGAGACAAUCAAAAUUGGCGUCAAUCUCGUCAAGCAUCCACACGCACACAAUUUAAUCACCAAUUUGAGAUUUAUGUGGAUAUUCGAGCGCUCUAAAUUUUAAUGCCAUAUACCCCUCCUCCCAUACUAGCUUCGAAAAUUGGUAUUUUUGCGUCCGUCCUUCCUUCCGACCUUCAUUUGAUCAGUUAUAAUCUUAUAUACAAUCGAAUCAAGUGGAAUCGAUAAACCCUCCACACUACCUGAUUAAGUUGACAAAUUAUUCAGAUUGUGCGACAUAUUGACCUGUCUGAACACCGCUUAAGGCUAAAGUUGUUACUUUCCUACAAACAUAGGGGCCAAUGCCUUCUCCAUUGGAUAGGCAUUUGUAUUGAGUACUGAUGAUAAAGUGAAAUUAAUUCAGUUAUAGUUUUCUAGUCAUGUGUUGAGAUACUGGUACUGUAGAUGGCAAGCUUUUGUGGAUGUUAUAUAUACUUAUGGAAUAUGUUUUAGGGCACCAAGCAACUGAAGUUCAGUUCGAAGCGGUUGUUAAAUUUAAUAAAGUUGCAGCUUUAAAUACAAAGAAUUAUGUAAGUAGUUGGCGAAACAAUAAAAUAUGCACUUACUCAUUUUAUAUGGAGAUGUUUUUUGCGUUUAACAUAAUUGUGUCACAUUUAAGUUAACGCUUGUCAAUGAUAUUAAUAAAUAGGUACCUAUUUUUAUACAAUGA
This is a messenger RNA of Cydia splendana, 2538 nucleotides long. RefSeq names its product cysteine protease ATG4B (gene Atg4a). The transcript is spliced from 9 exons. Gene Ontology annotation, molecular function: protein-phosphatidylethanolamide deconjugating activity. The record is from RefSeq and is a predicted model, not a curated record. The coding region runs from base 112 to 1260 and encodes 382 amino acids. Lineage: Eukaryota; Metazoa; Arthropoda; Insecta; Lepidoptera; Tortricidae.